Molecule: messenger RNA, 5166 nt
Organism: Anopheles merus
Lineage: Eukaryota; Metazoa; Arthropoda; Insecta; Diptera; Culicidae
Gene: Cul3
Product: cullin-3
Exons: 11
Coding region: 1173-3512 (779 amino acids)
Biological process (GO): ubiquitin-dependent protein catabolic process; protein ubiquitination
Cellular component (GO): Cul3-RING ubiquitin ligase complex
Molecular function (GO): ubiquitin protein ligase binding
Source: RefSeq, a predicted model, not a curated record
GACAGACAGUUUGGAAAGAAAACAUGGUUGCCGUGGGUCUGUCAAGUUGGACUAUUUUAAUGCAAACUACGAUCGUCGCACUGAAUUCGGCCCUAAUUCGCUAGCGAAACGCGGCCAGCACGCCAAGCGCGAACACCCGGAAGGCGGUUUUCGUGGUGCGAAAAAAAGGUUGGGUGGUUUCAGAUCGCGGCAGCGUCCAAUAAUUGCGUAAAGUGAAAAGUGUCGGACAGACAGCACCAGUUUUACCGUGGUGACCGUGUGUGUGUGUGCUGCGUGCGUGUGUGCACGGGUGACCCGUUUCCCCCGUUCCAUUCUUCCCUCGUCUCUUCGCCUUGUAUUACCAUCAUCGCACGCACUUGUGUGUUCGCUUGUUCGUACGUACGGCCGAAGAGGAGAAGGUGCAGCUCUCCUUGCCGCAGCUCUGUCGGUACCGUGGAGUUUGUGGCCGUCGCCACCGAAAAGGAGCCGGACUACUUGGAAUCUUCAGACUUCUUCACUUCUAACAUCCAUCGAUAAUUAAGGAUAAAACUUGUGUGUGUGUGUGUGCCAGUGCAAAAGAGACAACGGAAGCAAUCGUUCUGCGAAACGUUCAAACGUCGGGACGGUCACUGGUUUGCUUUGUGCAUUCGCGGAAAGCCCGGCAUGCCCGGCACCAUGAUCGGGAACGGAAUCAGGCAUGCCGAUCGUACGCUAACAAGGGCACCAUGAGUGGACAGUUUUUCCGUUUCUGCCUUCCAGUGACGGUACAAUCGGUGACAGUUGCCCUAUGUUGAGAGACACCCUCAGGUGCGCAAUCAUCCGGUUCGUUUUGCAACGGUCAGUUCAAACGUUCACAGGAACGUUCAGGUGCAAAAUAACGAAGGCAUUCGGUAUCACCCAUGGUGACGCAAGUGUACUAAGAAUUAGCUGUAACGUGCAUAAGGAUACAUUUUACAGUGUGAUUCACAACACGACGAAGCAUAACAAGUGUAUUGUAGUGAAUGUGCGACUGUUCUAGACUAAAGCGUGGAUUCAGUGUAAGCUCGCGGAAGAAUUCCCAAACUUGUGGCCACGUGCGUGUGAGCGGCGCAGUGUUGUAAAACUAGACGGCACACAAUCAACAACCGUUAGCAUAAGAUUUUUAGCAUCUGUCGCGGUAAAAGUGGAACACAAUCCUUCAACAGUUUGCCAAAAUGAGUCGAGUGUCCACUCAGAAGAAGGAAGGCAAAAUGAGGAUCCGUGCCUUUCCGAUGACUAUGGAUGAGAAGUACGUGGAGUCGAUAUGGUCGCUGCUCAAGAACGCCAUCCAGGAGAUACAGAAAAAGAACAACUCGGGCCUUUCGUUUGAGGAGCUGUACAGAAAUGCGUACACGAUGGUGCUGCACAAGCACGGCGAGCGGCUGUACAGCGGGCUGAAGGAGGUGGUGACGCACCAUCUCGAGUCGAAGGUGCGCGAGGAGGUGCUGCGCAGCUUCAACUGCAACUUUCUGCAGACGCUGAACCAGUGCUGGAACGACCACCAGACCUCGAUGGUGAUGAUCCGCGACAUCCUGAUGUACAUGGAUCGCGUGUAUGUGCAGCAGAACGACGUGGACAACGUGUACAACCUUGGGCUGAACAUCUUCCGUGAUCAGGUGGUACGCUAUCCGCGCAUUCGGGAUCACAUGCGCGAGACGCUGCUGAACAUGGUGAUGUGCGAGCGGAAGGGCGAAGCGAUCGACCACAUCGCGAUCAAGAACGCGUGCCAGAUGCUGAUGGUGCUCGGCAUCAACCAGCGCUGGGUGUACGAGGAAGACUUCGAGCGGCCGUUCCUGACGCAGUCGGCCGCGUUCUACAAGCUCGAGUCGCAAAAGUUCCUCGCCGAGAACAGUGCGAGCGUGUACAUCCGGCGGGUGGAAGCCCGCAUCACGGAGGAGGCCGAGCGGGCCAAGCUGUACCUGGACGAGAGCACCGAGAGCCGCAUCGUGGAGGUGGUCGAGGACGAGCUGAUCAAGAAGCACAUGCGCACGAUCGUCGAGAUGGAGAACUCGGGCGUCGUGUACAUGCUGCAGAACACCAAGACGGAGGAUCUGGCCUGCAUGCACAAGCUGUUUUCGCGCGUGAGCGGCGGCCUCAAGACGAUCGCCGACUGUGUGUCGCAGAACCUGCGCUCGCUCGGCCGCGACCUGGUGAAGGAGGAGGAGAACGGCAGCACGAACCCGAUCACGUUCGUGCAGAACCUGCUGGAUUUGAAGGACCGGUCGGACCACUUCCUGUACCACUCGUUCAACAACGACAAGACGUUCAAGAACAUGAUAUCGUCCGACUUUGAGCACUUCCUGAAUCUGAACAGCAAAUCGCCCGAAUAUCUGUCACUGUUCAUCGACGACAAGCUGAAGAAGGGCUGCAAGGGAAUGUCCGAGCAAGAGAUUGAAACCAUACUUGACAAAACGAUGGUAUUAUUUAGAUAUUUGCAAGAGAAGGACGUGUUCGAGCGGUACUACAAGGCGCAUCUGGCGAAGCGGUUGCUGCUGAACAAAUCCGUCAGCGACGAUUCCGAGAAGAAUAUGAUAUCAAAAUUAAAGACUGAAUGCGGUUGUCAAUUUACCUCAAAAUUGGAAGGAAUGUUUAAGGAUAUGUCCGUCUCGAACACGGUAAUGGAGGAGUUUAAAAAUCACAUCAACAACGAUAACUCGGCACUGGAGGGCGUUGAACUGACGGUUCGAAUUCUCACAACCGGAUUUUGGCCAACUCAGUCCGUGACUCCUAACUGCAACAUCCCGGCAGCACCGCGGAAAGCCUUUGAAACGUUCAAGCGUUUCUACCUGGCAAAACAUUCGGGGCGUCAGCUGACACUGCAGCCACAGCUAGGAACGGUCUACAUGAAUGCCGAAUUCUACGGCGUAAAGGCGGAGAAGGAGAAAACUGAAGGCAACUGUAGCAGUACGGCCCCGUCUGCGGGAAGCAGUAGUGCGCCGACUGGUGGUGCGGCCUCCCUAGACGCCCCCAAACGACAUGUGCUUCAAUUAUCGACUUAUCAGAUGUGUGUAUUGAUGCUGUUUAACAAUCGCGAACGAAUGACGUACGAAGACAUCCAGCAGGAGACGGACAUCCCUAGCAAAGAUCUGAUCCGCGCGCUGCAGUCACUGUCGAUGGGCAAACAGCAGCAGCGACUUCUGGUUCGAACACCGAAAACGUCCAAAGAAAUCGUUUCCACGGACGAGUUCUACGUGAACGAUGCGUUUGUGUCGAAAUUUCACAAAGUUAAAAUUCAAACUGUCGCAGCCAAGGGCGAAUCGGAACCGGAACGGAAGGAAACCCGAAGCAAAGUCGACGAAGAUCGUAAACAUGAGAUUGAAGCUGCUAUCGUGCGUAUCAUGAAAGCGCGAAAGAGAAUGCCUCACAACCUGCUCGUAUCGGAUGUGACGUCGCAGCUAAAGAGCCGUUUCCUACCGUCGCCGGUGAUUAUAAAGAAAAGAAUAGAGGGCCUGAUCGAGCGGGAAUAUCUUGCCCGCACGCCCGAGGAUAGAAAAAUCUAUGUAUAUCUAGCUUAAACAAACACAAAACAGGAGGCAAAUUAAAUCUUCGAAUACAACAGCGAGACAAGCGAGUAAAAGAGUAUGUAUGCAUGUGUGCGGAGAUAGUUCAGCGCAUCAACGCCGCAGCAAAAGACAGUGGCAAACAAGUAGCGAAGCAGCAGCAACUAAACUAAAAAGCACGCGUUAACACGUUCGGUCAAAUCUUACAUGUCCAGCACACAUGAUGGCGAUUGAUCGAUACCGAACGAUGUGAGGGAAAAAAGGGGAUGUUUUAUAGAACGCGUGCAGUAGAUUCAUUGCUGCCGUUCUCUAGGCAAACUCACUCAUUUAGGAGACACUCCGUCUUGCAACUAGACUCUUUAGAGGCGAAAGACAGAGCGGCAAGAGAAACAGUUUGGUGGUAAGCUGCCUGCCGCGUACUUUUUCAUGAUCCAGACACCACAACACGAGGGAAAUUGAACAAUUAAUUCAUUUGUUUUCCAGCUAUGCAAAGGUUGCAAAGAGAUUAGAAAAGACACACGAUCACACACGAUCACAAAGGGCACUCUCAUUUAUCAUUGUUGUCAGAAAGAAUGUGUAGAGUGUUGUUUGCAAGGAUGCAAAUUGGCUUGAUUUUACAAUGAGAGUCCAGCAUGCAAGUAGCAGAAAGAGGACUUCGAUAGGGAAGAGAAAAUUAGUUGUAACUCUAUUGCUUCACACCUCAUACACUCUACGAUCCAUGCCCGGAUCUAGUGCAUAUUUUGUUCGCUCAAUCUGUUCACACACUCACACACUGCAUUGUGUGGUGUUUGUUUGUUCUGCAAUGAUUCGCUUGUACGAAUCUUAUAAAACAUUUACAAACAAUAAACCAAAAUUCAGUGCGCGUGCGUGUGUGUGUUGUACCCGUCAGCUCAGAAAAUACGCAACCGUUUCAUGUUAUCAGGGCAAAAACUUUACAGUCAAAAAGUUGCUUACUGUUCUUUUUACAGCAAGAGAGGAAGGGAGAUAGAGAACGAGAGGGAGAGAGUGUGUUCGGAAGGGAAGCCGGGAAACGGUCGUGAUAGUUAUAAUACUUACACUAGCCCCCCCUUACGAAUAGCUAUUUAUGAACAAAUGUCUCGGUGUAUUCGGAAGCGCUCAUAUAAGAUUUUGUUUAUUUUUUUAUUUUUUUUAUUUCUGAAUAAGUAGUGAAUUUUGUUAUGCUCGGGCCACUCUUUUGCAAAACAAUUAUUUUUUGGCUUGUUUUAAAAUGCACUUAUUCAUCCACUCAAACCCAUAGUGUAUGUGUGUGUGUGUGUGUGUGUGGAAAGGCUCUGUGGUGCAGUUUGUACAGUGCUUUAACAUUAUCCGUAGAGCUCGCACUGAGGCGCAGGCUCUGGAGUCAAAUUUGACACUAUAUUUACCGAAAACCGCUGCAUUCCGCGGCGUUAGACAGACCACACUGCCUUUUAAUUUCGUUUUAAAAGGCUAAUCACACACACACACACACACACACACACACACACACACACACACACACACACGCGCAUACAGUGUUCUUUUCGAGUAGUUUGGUUACAUCUUGAUCGAUAGCAUGCAACAGGAUAGACGUUGUUAGGAAAUGUUGGAGUUUUCCGUUUCCGUUAGUUUUGUUUGUUCGAAAAGGAGCUGUGUGAUGAAACGGAAAUAUCUGCUGCGUUGGGUAUGCGAG